Molecule: messenger RNA, 4016 nt
Organism: Symsagittifera roscoffensis
Lineage: Eukaryota; Metazoa; Xenacoelomorpha; Acoela; Convolutidae
Exons: 7
Coding region: 295-3750 (1151 amino acids)
Cellular component (GO): nucleus
Molecular function (GO): endonuclease activity
Source: RefSeq, a predicted model, not a curated record
CAUGAUGGAAAUAAGUGACAGUAUUUUGCAGUCCUUAUUUGCAGUGUUAGCUGAGUGAACAUGUUUUUGGAAAAAUCGAACAAUAUUAAAAUGCUUGGUCUUCGUUGAAAUGACUAGAGCAAGUAGUGUGCAUUUCAUUGAAUGUUUAUUUUGUAAUAGAAAACCAUUUAACUGCUGGCACGCUUUUUGAAAGGUCUUAUUAAAAAUUUAGUUACCACCCAAAAAAUUGUUAUCACAGCCUCCAAGAUUUUGGCAUGCUCGGCGUCCGAACCAAUUUGUAAGCCGCGUUGGCCUAUGAGUAGGAAUAUGAAGGAAACGCAACAAACGCCGCACUCAAUCCAAGUUCUGAACGGAAAGUAUCCCGAUUUGGGAGUGGAGAUUCUAGAACAAGUGUUCAAAAACAACAACUGCAGAAUCGAUUUGACGGAAGAGUUCCUGCAGAGGGAGCUAGGAGCGGUGCCUAGACAAUGUGUGACGUCAUCUGUACAUAAUAGAGCUAGUCAAGGGAAUUGGGAUGAAGAUGACAGUUUGAGUAAUGUCGGAUUUGGAGUUGUAGCAAAUGGGCCUAGCCAAAUCAACGGCCAAAGCAGACAACAAUCUUCGGCUAUGAUCUCUAGCAAUGUCCUCAACGAAAGUAUAGAAGAUGGUGAAAUCAGAGACAAAAUAUCUUGGAAAAUGGUCGACUCCCCUGGUCCUUUACUGAGCUACUAUCCCAAAAACAUAUUGAGUAAGCAAUGCGAGCUGAUAGGCCCUCAAGUAAAGUUAAUCAUAAUUAUGCGGGGUCUCCCUGGGUCUGGAAAGAGCACACGAGCUCGAGAAAUUUUGAACACCGAGUUUCCGAAAUCUAACGGAGGAAUUUUCAGUGCAGACGACUAUUUUGUAGACCAAAGCAGCCAACAGUAUAUCUACAAAAAAGAUCUGAUUGGCAGAGCGCACUUAUGGAACAGAACUAGAGUAAUGCAAAAUGCAUAUAAAGGUCACUCGCCCCUGAUAAUCGACAAUACUAAUUUGACGAUUAGAGAAAUGAAGCCAUACUUGGCGAUUGCAAAGAGGUAUGGCUACCACGUGGAGAUAGAGGAGACCACGACUCCGUGGAGAAAUAAGCCUCACAUUUUAGCUAGCAAAACUAUUCACGGCGUUGACGAAGAAAGGAUAAUUUUCAUGCAAGCACGUUUCGAGAAGAUCUUCAAUUAUGACAGCAUGUAUGCGAGUAAUCGCAACCAACAGAAAACAAUUCCCUUUCUAGCUCAACCGAGUGCCUUUCCUACUGUUGGUGCUGCUGCCACCAAUGUGUCUACAUAUCAUUCAAGUAGUCCUCUCAAUAUUCCAAUCAUUCCUCCGGGAACCAGUAGUUUUCCAGCAAAGACGCCGAUUCGGGUAAACGAUGGGGCAAGUUCAUCUAAUGCGUUUCUGACGGGAAGUCAAAAAUCUAGCGCUGACCAAGCACUCGAAAGUGUUUUGUCAGCUGCUUUCGGAACGGCGAACAAUGUUCCAACAGGGACUAAGCCUAAAGCCCCAGUUGGUUUCAAAACCCCAUCAGCAUCGAAUACUGCCAAUCUGGACAACAGUUUGCCUUCGUGGGCACUUGGCGAAACAACUGAAUGCUCGCCGAUCGCCAAGAAAACUCCGAAAGUUCCGAAGCCGAAAGACAAAAGGGUGGAAGAUAAGAUGACGACACAACUUACUAACUUGACAGUUGCAGCUCCUGUGUUUCAACCGACAGCCUCGACUUAUGUCAAGAGAACAGAAAACACUUCAAAACGAGUUUCAUCUAAUCAAAAUGCAAUGAGUAGCUCAUUUGAUUCUGUGCUUUCUGAAGACGAAAAAACGCUACUGUCGAUUUUCCCGAAUCAGACUAUAGACAACGUUCGUAAUGUCUUGAUUGUUCACAAUGGAAGUGUGGACAUGGCUUUAGAAACACUUUGUGAUGUUAGCGAUCAAAUUGAAGACGAUGAGAAUCAACAGUUGGAUUCACAAGAAUGCAGAGCGUCGAGUUCUGGAGCAGCGCUUCCAAUGAAUGUCAGAAGAUCGAAAGUUCCGACCUUAAAGGAGAUCGCUUUGCGGAAAAUUGAUGAAUCUUUAGGCGCUGGCUCGCUUGGAAAUGAUUCUCUCGUGAUGUUGAAUUCUUCGAUAAGUGCUCGCGAUAGAUCGACGAUGAACUCAACCGGAAUAGUUAAAGAUGAACCGAAUGACGAAGAUCGGAAUCCGGUGAUUGACAUUCUUGACUCGGAUUCUGAAGGUUCGGAGGAUGGAGACGAGACGCAGAAUACAGUAAUUGAAAAUGUUUUGAGCUCCACAAUUCUGCAGUCUAGUGAUGGCAUUCGUCUCUCAGAAAGUACAAUAGUAGCUCCUAGUUCAGCUACAAAAGCGGACGAAGCUGUCAAGUUCAAGAUAAGUUUGGGAAGUGUGCCGGAAUUGAGAGCCACGCUUUUGAACAUGUUUGGUUCAUUUGAGAAUUGUGAACGGAAACCGAGUAUUGAGUUGAAUAGAAUGCAGCUGAAAUUUAUUUACAAUGCGUGGAGAAAGUCAGCGUCGGAGGGCGAAGACGAGCCAAUGGACACUACAAGUUCUUCGGUUGUCAGUGUUCAUAAUGACUCAUCUGUGGUUGAGGUCGUCGAAUUCUUGUCACCGUCUCUCACUCCAGAAAAGAGAAAGACAUCAGCUGGAAUGAAUGCUCAGAAUGGGCUGCUGCAGGAGCAAACUUUGAUUGACAUUUCAUCAGCGGCAUUGGACAGUCCUUCGAGCUCUACUGCUUCUCCGAAGUCGAAGAAAGUGAAACGAAAAGCGCCAAAGACGAAUUUACUGAACGCAUUCAACGCCGAAAACAAUGAAAAAUCUGGCGCAACUUCAGUCAGUCUCUACGAUAUUAUGGACGAAGAAAAACGAGCUGAAAGAUCUGAAACGGCACAAGCAGAAGCAGUUCAGUUGGCGGCGUCUAUUGAUGCUCGGAGCAAGGUCGGGGAUCGAACCGCAGACAGGGUGAAAAUGGACCAACUUGCUAAAUUAUUCCCGCAUGUGCCUCAAAAAGCGCUCUCAAUUGCGAUGAAUGAUUUCAACUACAAUAUGAAAAAUGCAGUUGAGAUUUUGGCUAUGCAGUUUGGCGAUCCGCCCGAAGCUCUUCUACAUUCGACCAAAAAGGCGAGUUAUUGGCAGGACGAACAACCAGUUGCAGCUUCGUCUGCAGUCAAUUCCAACUCGGGAGCACGACCAAAGGAAACGCACACGCAGCUGAAACCAGCGGUGAAUUUCCCGGAUCUACCAAAUCCUGACCGAAGCUUUCAAACUCUUUCUCAUCCAGAUUACCGAGACCUGCGAGCAGAAGCGAAUAUGUACAGAAACCUCCGACAACAGGAACUGGACAAAGCUAGUGCGGCUUCCGGGCCAGACAAAGCUAUGAAAAAAGAGCAUUAUGCGAGAAAAGCGUACGAAUACGGAGAGCUGAUGAAAGAAGCUCACGAGAGAGCGGCUUUACUAACUAUUGAACAGGCGAAUAAAGAACGAGCGCCCAAUGUACUUGAUUUGCAUAAACUUCACGUCGACGAAGCAAAAGUUGCUGUGAAAAAUUAUUUGCUGGAACUUUCGGAUCCGCGAAAUUUGAAUAGAUAUUCCACCCUUCGCAUUAUCACUGGUUGGGGUAAAAAUAGUAAAGGACUAUCGAAAAUCAAACCCGAAAUUUUGAAAUACUUGCGAACCGAGAGGUAUAAAUUUGUAAUGGAAAAUCAGGGUUCGAUUAUCGUAUAUUUGAGUUGAUUAAUAUGCCAUAUAAUAGGGAAGGUCAUACAAUCUCCUUUGUCUCUCAAAAUGUUAAAAUUCUACUUAAAUCGAUUGUAUGAGUGACCCAAGUAAUAUUGCACAUUGCCCUUAGACAUUAGAAUAUCAAUGUGUUUUUUAUACGCCGGAGUUCCAAUCUGAUUGAUUCGUUUUUUUAAUUCUUGAACAUGUUUCGAUUUGUUACUUUUCGAAUUCUAUUUUUUAUUUGAUGUGUUAUAUUUAAUGAAAUAAAUUUUUAAAUCUGG